Eucalyptus grandis is the source of this 962-nucleotide messenger RNA. RefSeq names its product peptidyl-prolyl cis-trans isomerase FKBP17-1, chloroplastic. NCBI's taxonomy places the organism in Eukaryota, Viridiplantae, Streptophyta, Magnoliopsida, Myrtales, Myrtaceae. The transcript has 4 exons. The record is from RefSeq and is a predicted model, not a curated record. The coding region runs from base 91 to 792 and encodes 233 amino acids. Gene Ontology annotation, molecular function: peptidyl-prolyl cis-trans isomerase activity.
ACUAAAAUCCAUUCCUUGAUACAACAACGGUUGAGUGGUGGAGCUCCGUCGCUAACGAGUAACCGUCACCGCGACCUCGCUCAAAGCUCAAUGCCGACGGCGACGGCGGCGGCGGCGGCGGCGGCGGGAGCGCCACUCCACGUGGGGAGCCUCCCCGGUUCAUCUUCUUCUCCGAGAGCGAAUCGCCAUCGCCAUCGCCGUCAACUUCGCCCGGCGCAACGAUCGGCUGCGGCCGCGGCGACGCGCAGGGAGGUCUCCCUCCUCCUCAGCUCGAGCGCCGCGUGCGGGUCAUUCGCGCUCUCCUUCUUCGUCCCUGCUCCUCCUUCCAAGUCCGCGCCGCCCGAGUUCUCCGAGCUCCCGAGCUCCGGCGGCGUGAGGGUGCUGGACCUUCGGAUCGGCUCCGGCGAGGCUCCUUCCGUCGGCGACGAGGUCGCUAUACAUUACUAUGGAAGAUUGGCUGCAAAACAAGGGUGGAGAUUCGAUUCCACGUAUGAUCACAAAGAUGGCACCGGGGAUUCAGUUCCUUUUGUCUUCAAACUCGGUUCGGAAAAUGUUAUUUCAGGGAUUCAAGCUGCCGUGAGAUCCAUGAAAGUAGGUGGUAUCCGUAGAGUUGUUAUUCCUCCAUCACAAGGAUACCAGAGCAUAUCCCAAGAACCAAUACCACCAAACUUCUUUGACAGGCAGAGGCUGUUCACAACAAUUUUUAAUCCAACCCGUCUUGCCAAUGGUGAAGGUUCCACAUUGGGCACUCUUAUCUUUGACAUAGAAUUAGUCAACCUGAGACACCAGUAAUAUUCGGAUGAACGCUCUUUAGAUGAUUUUCAACUCAUGAGAAAGGGUUAGCCAUAAUUUUCUACUUAUUUUGAUUCCUAGCACUACGCUCCACUUUCUUUUUUACUUUGUUAAAUCGUGCAAGGUGAUUUAUGUCAAGGGGGUAAUAAUUUUGCCAAGCCCUCCAUCAA